CGACACGAGAACGAUGCUGCCUGUACUUGUUGGAAGCUUGGGUUAGUUUGUCAACCUGACCAGAUUUUACCAUGUACAUCAACACCACCGAGGGAUGAAUGUUAGGUCAUGGUGAGGUCAGGUGUUAGCGCGGUCGGAACCAUCCGCUCCCCUCAUUCUACAGCAGACAACAUGACUGCCAUCAUUCGCUACCUCCAAUUCAUCUACAUUGAAACCCCAUCAUGGCUCGCGCUGCAAUGAGCAAACUGUCCUGGGAGAGUCACGUCCUCCGUCCCGUGCAGAAUGCACCCCCAGCUAUCAUUCCCACACUCAUCUACGGCACCGCCUGGAAGAAAGACCAGACCGCUGAUUUGGUGCAUCAGGCACUCGGCGCUGGCUUCCGCGCCAUUGACACCGCAGCCCAACCCAAGCACUACCGCGAGGAUUUGGUCGGAGACGGCAUACGCAGGGCCCUCCAGGACGGAAAUGUCCGACGGGAAGAUCUUCAUGUCCAAACCAAGUUCACGUCCGUCAAUGGCCAGAGUCCGGACAAUAUGCCAUAUGACCCCAAGACCUCGGUGACCGAGCAGGUUCAUGCAUCCAUCAGGUCGUCGCUGCAUAAUCUCCGGCCGUCCGACCCGUCUGACAGUGUGGACGAUGCAUACAUUGACAUGCUCAUUCUGCAUUCCCCACUGCCGACCAUGUCCCAGACGCUGGAGGCCUGGUCGACGUUUGAGACGUAUGUGCCUCAUCGCAUCCGCAACUUGGGCAUAUCCAACACCGGCCUGUCCAUCCUGAAGGAGCUGUUUUCCCACGCGACAGUGAAGCCCGCCGUGGUACAGAACCGGUUCUAUGCCGAUACGGACUUCGAUGUGCCCCUGCGGGCCUUCUGCCGGGAGCACCAGAUCAUCUACCAGAGCUUCUGGACGCUGUCGGCCAACCCAGAGUUAGUGCGCUCCGAUGCCGUCCAGCUGCUGGCUCAUGAAGCAGACAUCUCCCCGGCUGCAGCUCUUUACUGUCUGGUGUUAGGCCUGGGGUAUACCACGGUGCUGGAUGGCACGACCAAGCGGCCUCAUAUGGAGGCGGACCUAGCCGCGCUGCAGAAGAUCGAACGGUUUACGGAGGACCAGCCGGAACUAUGGCAGAGAAUACUCGGACGCUUCCAGCAAUUGACGGGAGACCAUGGGCGAUAAGCCUCGUUUCAAAACCAUUGAUGGCUGCUUCUCUGUCUUUCUGUACUGCGUACCUAACUUCACGUAGUCACAAUUCCCGGUGAAGUGAAAAUUUGAAGCAGCAGAAUACCAUAGAAGCAUCCUGAAGCCUCUGGAAAUGAAACCAACUCUGGAUCAACGCUCCUGCAAGACGGGCCCAAUC
This is a messenger RNA of Aspergillus ibericus CBS 121593, 1353 nucleotides long. RefSeq names its product putative aldo-keto reductase (AKR). Lineage: Eukaryota; Fungi; Ascomycota; Eurotiomycetes; Eurotiales; Aspergillaceae. The record is from RefSeq and is a predicted model, not a curated record. Gene Ontology annotation, molecular function: aldose reductase (NADPH) activity. The transcript is spliced from 2 exons. Gene Ontology annotation, cellular component: cytosol. The coding region runs from base 222 to 1172 and encodes 316 amino acids.